Molecule: messenger RNA, 435 nt
Organism: Fomitopsis serialis
Lineage: Eukaryota; Fungi; Basidiomycota; Agaricomycetes; Polyporales; Fomitopsidaceae
Exons: 6
Coding region: 1-435 (144 amino acids)
Source: RefSeq, a predicted model, not a curated record
AUGUCCUGGACAGGGCAUCCCAUUGACGUCUCGAAUAUCCUCAUCGCUAGGAUACUCGGGCUCCUCGGCGUUUCGGUAUGGUCGGGGCACGGUGUGGAGGAUGUGUCUCGUGCGGCGGCUGGGAGUCUCAUCCGCGUCAUCAGCAGUGAGCUCACAACUGGGAUCGCUACGGUGACGUACCUGCAGCACUCGGACCCGACGGUACCGUAUUAUGUAGGCCAGUGGACGUUCCUCCGCGACAAACUCUCUGAUGCGACGGAAGUGAUCAAGCCCGUCCUCGGGGGCUACUACGACUCGACGGCACUGUGGCGGAGCUUCAUGCAGUGCAAGAUUAUCGAGAGCACGGGCGACGUCGUGUUCCUCAAGGACGUGCGGCACGAGGCCGUGCGGGAGUGCCCCUUAGCGUCGCCCGUCGCGGAAACCCGUUCCACUUAG